AUGGCAACCGAAAUCCACGUCGUCUCCAAAAAGGAUCUCACCAAACAUAAGACUGUUCCAGCCAGUGUGUCUCUUCCGCCAUUAUCAGCCUCCUCUAUCCGAGCCCGCUCAUCGCUCGUCGCAUUGACCUCAAACAACCUCUCAUACGCUAAACUGGGAAACCACCUGCACUGGUGGUCUGCCUGGCCCGUCCCUGCCGAUGCCUCGGCCCCGUAUAAUAACAAGGCUGAUUGGGGCAUCGUCCCAGCCUGGGGCUUUGGGAGGGUACUCGAGUCCAACUUCGACUCUAUCCCUUCUGGCAGCCUCCUCUACGGCUUCUGGCCAACCUCAUCUCACCCAGUUGACCUAACGCUGGAAACCAGCGACCCCGAAACUCACUUCCGUGAGGUAAGCGAUCACAGGCGAGAGCUCGGUAGUAUGUAUAAUCGUUACAGCCUCGUGGAUGAGAUGGUACGACCAGAGGACUCUUGGGCGCUUUUCGCCAACGCCUACUCCAUCUGGAACGCCGGUUACGUGCUCAAUCGCUUCUGCUUCCCUACGGAGUAUAAGCCAGCACACCCGUUCGGGCAGCACGGCGGAGAGUGGACGGAUGAAGACGCGGAACUCAGCGCCGCUGUGCUUGUGAACCUCUCGGCAUCGAGCAGGACCGGGAGGAGCGCCACCUGGAACUUCACGCGGAACCGCAAACCGGGUGUCAAUGGCCCGCUCGCAUUUCUGAGCGCGACGUCUUCUCCAAAAGCUCUGGAGCCUGCGCCACAAGCCGCGUUCGAGGUCGAAUGCGUCAGCUACGACGACCUGGCCGCCGGAAAGACGGUUGAGUGGAUCAGAAAGUUCAAGCCUAAGCGCAUCGUGGUUUUGGAUAACGGCGCUCCUGUAGCCAUUACUGAGCAGUUUCGCGAGGUACUCAAAGCAGCGCUGCCCGAGGCGCAAGUAAGUCUGGUCUUGAUCGGAGUUGAACCGAAGAUGGGGACUACCGAUGAGCUGGUGGCUCUCCUAGGGUCUAAACGGAAGUCCGGCGGUACCGUUGAGCUCGACUCGACCUCCGUUAUAGAUAUCGGGGUCGCUACAGAGGGCGGGGACAAGUUCUUUGAGGAGAACGAAAAGGCUUUUAACAGGGCGGUCGAAGAGAAUUAUCUCGGGGACAUGGAGCUGGUUCAGGGUAGUGGAGUUUCUGGAUCCGAGGGAGUCCAGGGGGGAGCGGGUAAGCUGGGCUUCUGGGUGGUUGAAGCGUAG
Messenger RNA from Colletotrichum godetiae, 1233 nucleotides. RefSeq lists its product as uncharacterized. The transcript has 2 exons. The record is from RefSeq and is a predicted model, not a curated record. Bases 1 to 1233 code for a protein of 410 amino acids. Lineage: Eukaryota; Fungi; Ascomycota; Sordariomycetes; Glomerellales; Glomerellaceae.